Molecule: messenger RNA, 2225 nt
Organism: Equus caballus (horse)
Lineage: Eukaryota; Metazoa; Chordata; Mammalia; Perissodactyla; Equidae
Gene: BARHL2
Product: BarH like homeobox 2
Biological process (GO): regulation of transcription by RNA polymerase II
Cellular component (GO): nucleus
Molecular function (GO): RNA polymerase II transcription regulatory region sequence-specific DNA binding; DNA-binding transcription factor activity, RNA polymerase II-specific
Source: RefSeq, a predicted model, not a curated record
UCGUCGAGUCCCCUGCGCCGCCACCGCAGCCCCACGUGCGCCAUCGUUCCCGGAGCGCACGCCGCGUGCUUCCUCCAAAAUUUUUAUAACUUUGCCCCCUGCCUUUCUUUCUCCUCGCUGCUACUUUUUGCAUAAGGAAAAAAAAAGUUGUGUCGAAAGUGUCCCCUGAUUGCCACCUCCCAGUUAUCCUUCCUUCCCUCCCGCCCCACUUGUUUUUUUUUUUCCUUUUAAGCGGCGACAUUGUUUAGUGUUUAUUCUGUCUUAGAUCGAUAGCUUCUUUUGCUUGGUCGGGGCGGCUGCUGAGCGGCGGAGUGGCGUGGACCUCAUGUAGAAAUGACAACAAUGGAAGGGGCCAGCGGGUCGAGUUUUGGAAUAGACACGAUUUUGUCCAGUGCCAGUUCGGGCAGCCCCGGCAUCAUGAAUGGAGAUUUCCGCCCGCUCGGCGAGGCCAGGACCGCGGAUUUUAGGAGUCAGGCCACUCCGUCCCCCUGUUCGGAGAUUGAUACCGUAGGAACGGCGCCUUCUUCUCCCAUCUCGGUCACCAUGGAAUCCCCGGAGCCGCAUCUGGUGGCAGACGGGCCCCAGCAUCACCACCACCUCCACCACAGCCAGCAGCCGCCGCCGGCCGCGGCCCCCACGCAAAGUUUGCAGCCUUCGCCCCAGCAGCAGCCGCCGCCACCGCCGCCGCCACAGCAGCCACCGGCCCAGCAGCUGGGCUCGGCCGCCUCGGCCCCCAGGACUUCCACCUCUUCUUUUUUAAUUAAGGACAUCUUGGGCGACAGCAAACCUCUGGCGGCGUGUGCGCCCUACAGCACCAGCGUCUCCUCUCCCCAUCACACCCCGAAGCAGGAGAGCAACGCGGCACACGAGAGCUUCAGGCCAAAGCUCGAGCAGGAGGACAGCAAAAGCAAACUCGACAAGAGGGAAGAUUCCCAGAGCGACAUCAAAUGCCACGGAACAAAGGAGGAAGGAGAUCGGGAGAUUACAAGUAGCCGAGAGAGUCCCCCUGUAAGAGCCAAAAAGCCUCGCAAAGCCAGGACGGCUUUCUCUGACCACCAACUCAAUCAGCUGGAGCGUAGCUUUGAGCGGCAGAAGUACCUGAGCGUGCAGGACCGCAUGGACCUGGCGGCUGCGCUCAACCUCACAGACACCCAGGUCAAGACGUGGUACCAGAACCGCAGGACCAAAUGGAAGCGGCAGACCGCGGUGGGCCUGGAGCUGCUGGCCGAGGCGGGGAACUACUCGGCACUGCAGAGGAUGUUUCCGUCGCCUUAUUUCUACCACCCAAGCCUGCUGGGCAGCAUGGACAGCACGACCGCCGCGGCGGCUGCCGCCGCCAUGUACAGCAGCAUGUACCGGACUCCUCCUGCGCCCCAUCCCCAACUGCAGCGGCCCCUGGUGCCCCGCGUACUCAUCCACGGCCUGGGGCCUGGGGGACAGCCGGCCCUCAAUCCCUUGUCCAACCCCAUCCCAGGCACCCCGCACCCCCGGUGAAGAACGAGCCACAGCGCUGCAGUCCCUCUCCUGUCCCCUCCCCGACCCGGACAGCUAUCCCUGCUCUCCCCGCGCCAGGCCAUCGGGCCUCCCUUGCAGCAGACCGGGAAGCAGAGGAGUAAGAGAGGAAGAUGCUCACCAGUAGGCGGGGGGCCCCCAAAGAGGAGCCAGCCCUCCGCUGUGCAUCUCCCCACCCCCAGAGACAGGGCUGGAAAGCUCCCCCACAGCAGUGUGACUGGCGAAAGCGCUGACGCCACACAAAGUGCGACCAGUAAGUGAAAACAUCAACAAAAACAAAACCUCAAGUUCUUUUUAAAAAUGACUUUGGGGACAAGCAGGAGGGAGGGAGGGGGGAGGGGUAAGGAGGGAAGAAAGAAGGGCAUGAAGAGGAAGCCGCCCGGGCGGAGAGAGCUGUCGAUGUACAGACGGCCUCAAAUUCAGAGGAGAGGGCGCUGCGUGGACGGUUCGUCUGCCCCAGAGAAAAGAGGAGGGUCACUGAGAACUUUGCACUGAUGUCUCACGACCUUUUUUCUUUUGGAAAAGUGGCAUGCUCCAUAAUAUGAAAAAAAAUGUACAUUUGAAAGACUGAGUGAUAAGUGAUAUAUCAUAUUUAUUAUAUGUUGUCCGAAAAAGAGUCACUUAUAUAAGUUAGUAAAACAUGAUUUUUCUUUUCAUGUCUUUUUGAUUCAGUAAAAUAAAUGCUUAGACAAAAAUAUAGAUUUUUUUGUGAU